GUCUAUGCUGUCUCUGCAUCAACUUAAGUCAAACUAAAACCGAACUAGGCUCACUAAAGUUAACUGCUGAAACUAACCCAGACUAAGUACCACUGCUGCUCACCCACUGGUUGAGCGAUUUUCUGGUAACCCCGUCUGUCUUGUCUAGUCUAGUCGUGAUGAUUGUCGACUCGCUCCCUCCCUCUCUCUUUUUAGUCUCUACUACUGUAUCCGUAAACUUCCUUCCAUUCUUCUUCGACCUUAUUCUUCUUCCCUGCCAUCCGCACAGUCCAUUGUCUUCCCGACUCUGGCCUUCGGCUGCCACCGCACUGCGUCGCAGUUGUUCCGCAUAGGUACGUGGAGCUUGUCGUCUCGCGGAUGAGAAUUUAAUUCCUCCUAGCUAGGAGGUGCGAGGACUGGCGUGCUUUGAAAAGUAGUGGCUCACCCUUAUGCAUCCUCAACAGGUCUUCCUGGACAACAGUGC
Aspergillus aculeatinus CBS 121060 is the source of this 463-nucleotide messenger RNA. RefSeq lists its product as uncharacterized. Bases 159 to 332 code for a protein of 57 amino acids. The transcript has a single exon. The record is from RefSeq and is a predicted model, not a curated record. Lineage: Eukaryota; Fungi; Ascomycota; Eurotiomycetes; Eurotiales; Aspergillaceae.